This is a messenger RNA of Naegleria fowleri, 1905 nucleotides long. RefSeq lists its product as uncharacterized. The record is from RefSeq and is a predicted model, not a curated record. Gene Ontology annotation, biological process: maturation of SSU-rRNA from tricistronic rRNA transcript (SSU-rRNA, 5.8S rRNA, LSU-rRNA). The transcript has a single exon. NCBI's taxonomy places the organism in Eukaryota, Heterolobosea, Eutetramitea, Acrasida, Naegleriidae. Gene Ontology annotation, cellular component: Pwp2p-containing subcomplex of 90S preribosome; small-subunit processome. Gene Ontology annotation, molecular function: protein binding; snoRNA binding. Bases 1 to 1905 code for a protein of 634 amino acids.
AUGAAUGAACAACAAAUUUUCAUUUCCGAACAAUUAGAACUCCAAGUAGAUUCUCUCAAUGAAUUGAAAUUUAAGAAUAUAUUCUCAAAUGAUGAAAUUGCUAAAAUUGUUCAAAAGAGAACAGACUAUUUAUACUUGUUAGCCUCAUCACUUCCAAAAGAAGAUUUAUUGCAUCCAUAUCUCAGUCAUAUGCUCUUCGAGUUGAAUUUAUUAACUUUGAUUAAAGCAAGACUAAAGCUCUCAAAAAAGAAGAAUAAUGAAUUCAACAUUCAUUUACAGUUUCCAUAUAAUCAAUUCAAAAUUGGUAUUUCCAAAUUUAGUACUCAAGUAUAUCUAUUUAAAUCUUAUAUUGACUUUUGUGUGCAGUAUCAAUUGAAACCCAAUGCUGCAUUCGAUCAAGUUCUAUCCAAACACUCAAACCAAGAACAUUUAUGGUUGUUAUAUGCUAAAUUUGAAUUUGAAUACAACCAAGCAAUUGAUAAUAGUAUGGAAGUGUUAAAGAAAGGUAUUAAGGCCAUUCCUCACAGCGGUGUUUUUCUAUAUAUGGAACUCAUGAAAUUGAAAUUAAUUAAGGAAGAAUAUGAUGAUUUCUCAACAAUAUUUAAUACCAUGCUCGAAAGUAUUCAAGAAAUUCACUAUGAACACUUUUUCAGUAUUUUAAAACUAUUACUUUUUUAUUGGAGAGAAUCUUGUAAGAAGAAGAAACAAGAUAUUCUUGAAAUGGAUGAAAAUGAGGAAGAAGAGACUACUACUAGUAGUAGUGGAGAAUCCAAUGUAUUCUUUCCAAACAUGAUCCAACACAUUCUAUCCAAUGUGUUAUUGAAAAAUUAUAGAACUAAUGAAAAAUGUCUCUAUCUCAUUAUGAAAUUUAAAUUAGAAUAUUUAACACCACAACACCACAACUCGAGUACUACUACAAUGUCGACCAAUUCUCCUCUACCCAAUUAUGAAACUAUUCUAUCAGUGAUGGACCAUAUUUGUGAUCGAGUAUGUCAUACUACUCUCAUGUAUCACUAUUAUAUUUUAUUAUUAAGUGAUUUAUUUAGCAUGAGUGGUGGUGAUAUAUCAUUCAUUAAUAGAAUUCAUCAAGUAUUUAACAAGAUGAAUCAAUGUAGCCUGUUAACUUUUAGAACACUCUUCAUCUAUUCAAAUAUUUUAUUAUCCUAUCAAAGAGAAGCACAUACGAGUGUUGUGAUUAGAAUGUUGAAACAAAGUCAUGUCAUGUUAGAAAAAUUGAGAAGCGUCGAUUCUCAUGAUUUUGUCAAGUGUUUAACUCUGUUAUUAGAAUUGACAAAUUAUUCAAAAGAUUCUAUUGAAUAUGCUUGCAAAUGGGUGAAUGGCCCUAAAUCUAUCGAGAAUGAGAGUAAGAUUGAAUUUUAUAAGAAUUUAUUACCACAUCUUGAUCAUCCAUCCUCCACUCAAACAUUCUCUCAAGAAUAUAUUUAUCAAAUGCAUGUAGAUGCCAUCAAGAAUACUCUCAAUAGUGUUCAAAUGAAAAAGUUAUUCUUCAAACGAUUUGCUUCUGGUGAUGACAUUUUCACAAGUGAAGGAUUCCAACAAUUAGAUCGAGUCGUGAAAUUAAUUGGAUCUUUGCCUCCAAAUGAUCAUCAAGUUUAUCAAAUGAUGCUCAAUCAUCUCACCAAGAAAAUUAAUGAAUUAGAGCAACAACAUCAAGAAGGACCUUACUACUCGCGAGUCCAACAAUUAUUGAAUCACUUGUUUGAACAACAAAUGGUUGAAAAUAAGAAUGAUUGGAAGGUUUACAUUCAGUAUAUGCAGUACUUGAAAAAACAACAACGUCUUAAAACUAUUUCAUCGGUUUAUCAAAAAGCCAUGAAUGCUUUGAGUGGUAAAACUCAAGAACUCAACUCAUUCAUUCAACACUAUGACAAGUACAUCAAGUAA